AUGAAUUCCUCCGAUCCUACUUUCUCCUCAGCCGGUGAAUCUUCUCGAUUAUCCGCCAGAUCAGCCAGAAGUGCAGCUAGCAUAGGAAGUGGUGCCAGUUCAGGUACCUCUCAAAGUCUACCUUUACCUCAUACCGUUCCGCUCGCCCCUCCGGCACCUAUGCCAUCAGAAGCAGAAAAAUUCUUACCUGUUCGACCUGUCCCGGAUUCGCUUCUCUUACGAUCUACGUUCUCUUCUCUAGAACACUCAGCUGCGACGCUCAAACGAUUGACCAAGGCGGCUUUAGGGGCAGCAAGUGUGGUGAGGUCGCUUCUGGAGCAACUGGAAAGAGCAGAGGACGAGUUGUUUGGAGCUUUAGGAGAACUGGCACAAUGGUUGGAAGUUGGGUAUGGUGUACAGGGGGGAGUAUGGGAUGUGAAUGAGGGGACGAGAAAAGUCAGGAAAGCGAAAAGGAGGAAAGAGAGGGAAGAGUUGGAAGUUUUGGUAGAGAGGAAUGUCGCGGCUGUAAAAGGGGAUUUGAAGAGACAUGGAGUGGCCAAUGGGGCUGCUAGGGUCAAAUUUGAGAACGUCGCCAAGAAUUUCUAUCACCAAACAUCACUAUACCUCUCUCCUAUACCCGGUUCCCCCACUCCAACUUCGCAAUACGCUUCUUCGCCCCAUCUAACUCCUCGUCGCGGAUCAUCUGACCACGCGCAAGCUGCUCGUCUGGCACAAUUCGAUCUUGCUCGGUAUAAUCAUCAUUCCACCCUUCUUUAUGCUGUCCCUCCCAGCUCUGUAUCCUGUCUCGAUCUCCUCGUCUCUCUUUACACAUGGGCGUCUAGUGUCUUGAGUGACUCAACUAUCACUUCCACUGAACCCCUACAGUUCACCCCUCGUCUAAAUGGGUUGUCAGCUGACACCGACAAACAAUCUACUAGUCCUCAUCCUAACCCCACUUUGCUUCGUCUCACCCUAUCUGAGUCUCUUUCCCGGCUCGGUUCCGUCCGGACUGACUUACUCGUCGCAUGGGGUCAAAGAGAACACCAAACCACCGACCUCGAACAUGCAGUAUCGAGUUUGAUCCCUCAUUCUUAUUCUGAUGUCUCCCAUCUGGAUCCUGCGGAUGAUACCUUCGGUACUUUCUCACCACCUUCUGCCAUUUUGUCCAAUCACGCCAUCGAACAUCGUCGACCAAAAAGGAUACAUAAGCUCCAAAAAUCGGUAGGUGGUAGGUUACGAGAUUUACUCAAUCCCUCUUCCAGCAAUUUAUCGCUUUCCCAAACGUCCGGAGAUACCCCACAAAGAUCAUCGAGGAUGAGUCUGGACAGUGCUUCCUUUCGCCCACGGAUGAUAGACACUCCCUCCUUUCCUCCGAGAUUGUCGACCAUCGAAGACUCCCCCACGCGACCUCCAUUAUUGAACAGGAGGUCGCUUCAGGGGAACGGGGUCAACUACACCUCACCGUUCUUUGUCAACGCCUCUGCUAUUGAGGCGAAAUCAGUAGCUUCUGGUGUUGGAGGGGUGGGAGGGCUGGACGGGAGGGGCGAUGAAGAUGCUGAGCGUGAACAAGUCGGGAGGAAAAAGGAGGGAGUACUGUGGGGUGCAGGAAGCUGGGAGGGCUUGAGCAAGACAGGCGGAAAGUCGAAGUGGGAGAAAUUCUGGGUCGUCCUCGAUCAUUCGAGGAUAUACGAAUAUCGGGACAAUGGUAUCGAAAAACCUGAUUCGGCACAUGCUGUGAUCGAUCUCAAGUUUGCCAGUGUUCGGGAAGGUCGAGGAACGGACAGACGCUUCGUCUUCGAGGUUGUGACCCCGACUCAAGGCCGAAGAUUGUAUCAAGCUACAUCGGAGCAAGAAAUGAAGCAAUGGUUAUACGCAAUUUGCAACGCUAUCGAAUCUUGUAUCAACGGCACUUCCUCCGUUAGAACAUUUGAUGCUUCCAAACUGCGUACCGUUUCCGGAUCUUUAGAUGACCACGCUUUACCCACUCGACCUAAACUCGGAUUCCCCAGUAUAGGUUUAGGUACCCCAGUUGGUAGACGUUCUCUUCCUCCUCAAACGCCAGUGGAAAUACGUAAACGUCAAACAAGUCUCAAAAAGGUAUUAAGACAAUCCGCCGAGAUAGCGGGUCAACAAUGGAAUAACGUCUCUCAAGCUGUCAACUCCGCAAGAUCCGAUUCAACUGCUCUUGAAUUACCUCGACCAACGUUCCCACAACAACACACUCGGUCUCCGGUUCAAGAAGAAGAAAGAUUGACUCCCGUGUCAGAACCAGGGCAUUUGUCGAUAGGUACGGGAACUAGCGAUGGGGCGGGAACGUCACCGAGUAGUAGACCGAGCGAUAGGUAUAGUUGGUAUGAUAUGAGCGUAGGGGAAGAUAUCGAGAAACGGGUUUUGGAGAUGGCAGGUCUUGGAUUGGGGACCGUAGGAGAAAGUCCGGGGAGAAGAGUGAAAAGUGAGAGUCUGGCACAUGGUUCUGAAGGAGAAGGGGGAGUGACGAGAAGUAGGUCAGAAGAUCUAGAACAUUUGGGGAAAUCGGAGAAGAGAGUGGGAGAUGUGGGGGGUACGAGAAGUAUGGAAGGGAGGGAACCGGAUAUGAAAAUGUUACGGGCUAUCGCGGCGGAAGAGGGGAAUAGUAAAUGUGCGGAUUGUGGAAAGGGGAUGAAGUCCUCUCGUUGGGCUACGAUCAGCUUACGAGAUCACCCAAUGGUAUUGUUCCUCUGCAUUCGUUGCGUUGGAAUCCAUCGUUCACUCGGUACACACAUUUCCAAACCUCGAUCUGUAGAUUUAGACAUUUGGACACCUGGUAGUAUCCUUCUCGCCGCUGAAUGGGGUAAUGAGAGGGGUAAUGCAGUUUGGGAAAGACGAAAACCUCGUGAUUUGAUACCGAGUGACGAUACAAUGCCCGAAUGGAUCAAACGGAAAUACGUUGAAGGGAUCUGGCUUUCGGAAGAGGAUAGAAUACAUUUUGGUGUAGCAUCAAGACAUUCACAAAUCGUUUCGCCUCGUUUACAUGGACAUACUCAUGGAAGUGGACAUGGUGCGAUUACGUGAUUCUUUCUGUCUCGUCAGUGAUAUCAUCAUACCGGUUGACAAGAGAAAUGUUAUGCAUAAUAUUUGACGUCUUG
Messenger RNA from Tremella mesenterica DSM 1558, 3104 nucleotides. RefSeq lists its product as uncharacterized. NCBI's taxonomy places the organism in Eukaryota, Fungi, Basidiomycota, Tremellomycetes, Tremellales, Tremellaceae. Gene Ontology annotation, molecular function: GTPase activator activity. The transcript has 6 exons. The record is from RefSeq and is a predicted model, not a curated record. The coding region runs from base 1 to 3030 and encodes 1009 amino acids.